AUGAAAGGCAGCAAAAAGGGAGCCAAGAAGAAAGUGGUUGAUCCAUUUUCUAAGAAAGAUUGGUAUAAUAUGAAAGCACCAGAUACGUUCAAUAUAAGAAAUAUUAGGAAAACACGAGUUACCAGAACACAUGGAACCAAAAUCGCAUCUGAUGUCCUCAAGGGUCAUGUUUUUAAAGUGAGCCUUGCUGAUCUGCAGAAUAAGGAAGUUGUAUUUAGAAAAUUGAAGCUAAUUACUGAGGAUAAAAAGAUGACAAAAAUCAUGACCCAAAAAGUGGAGACAAAUGACUUGAAAGAAUUGGUCAAUAAAUUGAUUCUAGACAGCAUCAGAAAAGACAUUGUAAAGAGUCGUCACUUUAUUUAUCCACCCCAUGAUAUCUUUGUGAGAAAAGUAAAAAUGCUGAAGACGACCAAGUCUGAAUUGGGAAAGCUCAUGGAACUUCACAGUGAAGGUAGUAGUUCUGGAAACACUACUGGGGAUGAGAACGGUGCUCACGUUGAAUGA
Molecule: messenger RNA, 504 nt
Organism: Puma concolor (puma)
Lineage: Eukaryota; Metazoa; Chordata; Mammalia; Carnivora; Felidae
Source: RefSeq, a predicted model, not a curated record